GGCGCCAGUUAUUCGUCAGCUGCCGCGCGCCGAGUGUACUUGCAAAAUAAUAAAAAAGACGUGGGCCACAAAACAGGAGUUCGAAGCUCGAAUGACAAAAGCAAGGUUGGCGGUAAACCGACAAACAAAGAAAGCGUGCGUGCCCAAGAAACGAACGAACAAAGAGAAAACAAGUAUAAUUUUGUUUAUACCGGAAGUGGCUGUUGGAAGUGUGCUUGGCAAAAACCGUUACUGUUCGGGAAAAAUCAAAAUUGCGAGUCAAAUGCAAUACGUCGUCUAUAAAUAAAUGUUGAACAAAAAUGCCUGCGGCGGUUAUUUCACCGGGUGACAGUCACGAGAAGGAAAAUCAUUACGAUGAAAUUGACAAUGUACUGAGUACGAAUAUGAAAAAAAAAGCCUUAUUGAACGGUAAGAAUAGCAACGAAAUUAAUCAGUCAAUCAACAUAAGUUCAGAAUCCACGCUUCGAACAGGCAAUGUCGAGGAAACCGAAGACCCGGACGUUCCCAGAGCUGCCGAAUGCGGCUCGUUUGAUUCGUCAGAAGAAAAAGCCCUUCCAAAGCCUCGUGGCCUGCGUCAAGGUAGUAGUGAAACUAAAACCCGGAGCUUUCGUUCUAGAAAACCCUUUCUAAACAGUGAGCGUUCAAUAGUGGGAAUGUUUGCUGCACAAGAAGCAAAAAGGAAAAAUGGCGAGUCCAAAAAAGAAGGUGAACAAAACUUGCUGAUGUCAGAUAUCAAAGAUCCACCAGCCGUUGAACAAGAAACCAUUAUCAAAGAGGAAAAACCUAACACAAACAGUACAGAUAAUGAAGCAGAUGACGAAAUUGAGUUUCCUGUUGAAAAAAAAAUCAAAACUGAGGCAGAUGCAAAAGAUGCAAAAGCCACGAAGAGUCAAGUCAAAAAGGCUCCCGAAGCCCAGUCGAGAUGUCAAAUUUGUAGGCAGAAAUUGGCAGAAAAUGAAAUACAAUUAUAUCCAGGGCAUCCCAAUGGAGCUAUGGAAGAGUUUGUCUCUCUCACUGAUCCCCGAUUAUCUCUGUUUACUGGCAAUGAAGAAGCUAUUUUUGAGAGCGAUGAGAGGCCUCAAAACAAGUUGACACAUUUCAGUGUAUAUGACAAAAACGGUCACUUGUGUCCUUUCGAUACUGGCCUCAUAGAGAAGAAUGUACUGCUUUAUUUCUCGGGUUACAUGAAAGCAAUUUAUGAAGAAGAUCCGAGUCCAGAGGGUGGUGUACCAACAAAAGAUAUGGGGCCGAUAAAUGAGUGGUGGGUUUCUGGUUUUGACGGUGGUGAGCUCGCUCUAAUUGGCUUCAACACAGCUUUCGGGGAAUAUAUUUUGAUGGAACCGUCUGAAGCCUACGAACCUUUCAUGGCUGCUGUCAGAGAGAAAAUUCAUAUGAGCAAAAUGGUGAUCGAAUUCCUACUAGACGAGGUAGAUCCGACUUACGAGGAUCUCGUGAACAAAUUACAGACGGUCGUACCUCUUAAAGGUUUGGCUCCGUUCACCGAAGAUUCGUUGCUCCGACACUCUCAGUUUAUUUGUGAUCAAGUUCUCUCGUUCGACCAAUCAGCCAAUCCCGAAGAUCCUCUGUUAAUCACAAGUCCGUGUAUGCGAGCUCUCGUCAAUCUCGCUGGAGUCACUCUUGGCAAAAGAUUGGCUAGUCGUAGAACCGAACGCCUUCAACAAAAGGCGAAAAAACCAUCAUGGACUAAAGCCACUACCACUCAAUUGGUCAAUAACAUGUUUGAGACUUUCUUCACUGAACAAUUGGCUGAAGAUAAGGUCAAAGAAUCAGGGGGUCCAAGAAGAAGAAGGUGCGGAGUUUGCGAAGCCUGUCAACAAUCUGACUGCGGUGCAUGUGCAGCUUGCAAAGACAUGACAAAGUUUGGUGGCACAGGAAGAAGCAAACAAUCUUGUGUACAACGUCGAUGUCCAAACAUGGCACUUCAAGAGGCAGACGACUCUGACGUAGAGGACGAGGAAGAGUAUCGAGCUUUAACGCAAAACAUUCGUGAAAAUACGCAUGACAAAAUCAUAAAAUCGCUAAAGUGCUUAAAGAAGCAAGUCGAAUGGCAAGGUUCAGAAAUAUUCGACGAUGGUCGUAGGAAGUUUUACUUCUCAGCUACCGUUGGAACUGAAACAAUUUCCACGAACGACUGCGUUAUGAUCGAAUCCAGUGAUCCAACGAUUCCGUUACAAAUCGCUAAAGUAAUGUACAUGUGGCAAAACAAAAAUGGCCUAAGAUUGUUCCACGCAAAUUGGUAUCGUCGGGGCAGCGACACAAUUCUCGGUGAAACCUCCGAUCCGAUGGAAUUAUUUUUGAUCGACGAAUGCGACGACGUUCCUCUCAUUUCGAUUUCGUCAAAGUGCAAAGUUAUCAGGCAUGAUAUUCCUGAAAAUUGGGCUGAGUUAGGCAAUACUGAAUACAGCAUGGAGAACGAGAUUAAAGAUCAAGACGGAAAAACUUUCUUUUAUCAGAAACGUUACACGGCCGAGACUGCGAGAUUCGAAGAUCCCCUUCCCGAUCCAGAGUGUCCUCGAGCCGAAAUCAGUCACAGAUUUUGUCCCGCCUGUGCUCGGUUUGGAGCUUUGCAACAGCAAUACACACCCAAAGUAUUCGAAAGAGGUGAAGAGAAAAACAGUCGCGAAGUUGAAUACGGUCUUGUUCAGUACAAAGGGAAUGAUUUCCGGGUCGGAAAUGCCGUCUAUCUGGUACCAGGAUCCUUCAAGUUCAAAUACACUUCGGGUUUGGUCGAUCCUCCGAAACCUAAAAAAGAUCAAGUCGACGAAGACAUGUAUCCGGAGUUUUAUCGAAAAUCUUCGGACCAUGUCAAAGGCUCCAAUUACGAUACACCCGAGCCAUUCAACAUUGGUUAUAUAAAUGCUAUUUAUGCGACUACAACUGACAAGCUCGUAUCGUCUAAUGACAUUUGGAUUAAAGUUACCAAAUUAUACAGACCCGAAAAUACUCACAAAGGCGCGUCGCUGGUCCAACAAGUUGACCUCAAUUUGCUUUAUUGGAGCGACGAAGUUUGCAACGUGCGUUUUCUCGACGUUGUUGGCAAGUGUUAUCUGAUGUAUUCCGAAAAUUUGAAUAUUUCAAUCGACGAAUGGACCGGACGAGGUCCUCAUCGUUUCUAUUUCACACAAAGUUAUAACGUUUCGGACAAAACUUUCGACGAGCCUCCAUCAAAAGCAAUGGCGAUAGGACAACUCGGAAAAGGUAAAACCAAGGCAAAAGGCAAAGGAAAAAUCAAAGGCAAAACUACGGAAGAAAGCGAAAUGAGAAAAUUGAUCAAUAAGCCUGUGGACGAUCCGCCUGUGCUUAAAAAAUUACGGACUCUUGAUGUAUUUGCCGGUUGUGGAGGACUAUCGGAAGGUUUGCACGAAGCUGGUAUCAUAGAAAGUCGAUGGGCUAUCGAGAAGGAAGAACCUGCUGCUUGGGCUUACAGGCUAAACUAUCCCAAAGCCACGGUGUUUUCGGAGGAUUGUAAUGUUUUACUACGAAAAGUGAUGGAUGGAGAGAAACGAGAUGACACUGGCCAGAAAUUACCACAAAAAGGCGAUGUCGAAUUGAUGUGCGGUGGCCCACCUUGCCAAGGUUUCAGUGGCAUGAAUCGUUUCAAUUCUCGACAAUAUUCGUUGUUCAAGAACUCGUUGGUCGUAUCGUAUUUGGCUUAUUGCGAUUACUACAGACCGAAACUUUUUCUCAUGGAAAAUGUACGAAAUUUUGUUUCCUUCAAACGGUCGAUGGUUUUGAAAUUGACUCUGCGUUGUUUAGUGAAAAUGGGCUAUCAAUGUACGUUCGGAAUUCUUCAAGCAGGAAAUUAUGGAAUUCCUCAAACUCGUAGAAGAAUGAUUAUUUUCGCUGCAGCACCGGGUGAAAAAUUGCCAAUGUAUCCGGAACCGACCCACGUUUUUAGCAAACGGGCUUGCCAACUGAGCGUUCUUGUCGACGAUAAAAAAUAUCAAUCGAACUGCGAGUGGCACGAAUCCGCCCCUUACAGAACGAUCAACGUUCGAGACGCAAUGUCCGAUUUACCGAGCGUGAGAAAUGGGUGCAGCAUCGACGAAAUGUCUUACGGUGGCGAGGCGGUUUCACAUUUCCAAAGAAAGAUUCGAGGAAAUCAAAAUCAGACGAGAUUACGCGAUCACAUAUGCAAAGAAAUGGCACCGUUGGUUGAGGCAAGAAUGGCACACAUACCGACGGCGAGUGGCUCCGAUUGGCGAGAUUUGCCGAACAUUGUUGUGCGAUUAAGUGACGGGACAUACUCAAAGAAAUUGGAGUACACGCACCACGACAAAAAAGCAGGAAAAAGCAGUACCGGAGCUUAUCGAGGAGUUUGCUCUUGUUGCGCCGGGAAAUCGUGCGAUCCUAUCGAUCGACAAUUCAACACUUUGAUUCCUUGGUGUCUUCCCCAUACGGGUAACCGUCACAACCAUUGGGCAGGAUUGUACGGGCGAUUGGAAUGGGACGGAUUUUUCGGGACUACGAUCACAAAUCCUGAACCUAUGGGCAAACAGGGUCGAGUGUUACACCCCGAGCAAACUCGUCUCGUGAGCGUCCGUGAGUGUGCCCGGUCCCAAGGAUUUCCGGAUUCCUAUCGUUUUUAUGGAACCGUACUUGACAAGCAUCGCCAAGUCGGAAACGCUGUACCGCCGCCCCUCGGAGCUGCGAUUGGUCGUGAGAUAAGGAAAAGUUUAGCUCUGACUCAAAAAGAGGCUGAUCCGCUCGAACCAAAAACCGAAGUACCUUCCAAUCUCCCAGUCAUCGAUGUUGCGGCUGCGAGUUCGACGAAAAUAGAAUCUAUGGAUAUUUAAUCGCAAUGAGGGAAAUGUAAAACACCAUUGUGAUGUCAACUUAUUGACAGAAAUUUUUCUCUUCGAGUUUUUCCGAAAGGGAAAACUCUAAGAAACACUUUCUUCAUUUUGUACAUUAACAUUCCAGUAACUAUGUAAAAAAAGUGAAGCAUAACGAGGAAGACGAGGUUUUUGUUACGGUCCUUGGUGUCUGACGCGUUGUUUUCGUUCUUUUAUUCCGAUCUUACACUCGUCGAGACGACACUAUACAAAUAUUAUAUUUUUUUAUAUCGGUUGAUACUUUCGAUUGCGAAACAGAAGCUCAAUACAUAUUUUUCAAGACGUUCGAAAAAAUAACUAAGUAUAAAAUAAGAUUAUUGCAUUUGUUGUGAAAAAUUGUAAGAUUCGUUUCAAAAUAUACGUUUCAACAUGGAAAUAAA
Messenger RNA from Venturia canescens, 5236 nucleotides. RefSeq names its product DNA (cytosine-5)-methyltransferase PliMCI-like. Lineage: Eukaryota; Metazoa; Arthropoda; Insecta; Hymenoptera; Ichneumonidae. Gene Ontology annotation, cellular component: nucleus. Bases 300 to 4817 code for a protein of 1505 amino acids. Gene Ontology annotation, biological process: negative regulation of gene expression via chromosomal CpG island methylation. The record is from RefSeq and is a predicted model, not a curated record. The transcript is spliced from 12 exons. Gene Ontology annotation, molecular function: chromatin binding; DNA binding; zinc ion binding.